Adineta ricciae is the source of this 1677-nucleotide messenger RNA. The record is from the annotation of a GenBank genome assembly. NCBI's taxonomy places the organism in Eukaryota, Metazoa, Rotifera, Eurotatoria, Adinetida, Adinetidae.
AUGAGUAUUGCUGCAGCAAAUGAUACUGAAACAAAUGAUACAAAAGUUUGUAAGGAUGAAGUUGAACCGACACAGAGCGAACUGGCGACACUUGAGCAUGUUUCGGAUCGAUUUCCGUUCACAACUUGGCUUUUGAUCUUCGGUCAAUUAUGCGAACAGUUCGUUUAUUUCGGUACAUACAUCGUAUUUCAAAAUUACAUUCAAUUUCCAAUACCAACCAAUGGGGAAAAACAAGCAGGAGCACUUGGCUAUGGUCGAAAGAUGGCUACAGCCGUGACAAUGUCAUAUUCAUGUCUAUGUAAUCUAUCACCCAUUGCUGCUGCUAUUAUUGCUGAUCAAUUUUGGGGUAGAUAUAAAACAUUAACUGUCGCAUCGUUCGUCUAUUUCGUCGGUCUGAUCAUACUUGUACUGACAAGUAUUCCUGCACUGACGAAGAUAGGAGUUGGAUUUCCUGGAUUGAUAUGUGCGCUGAUUGUGAUUGGACUAGCAGUCGGUGCAUUCAAAUCAAUCAUGGGUCCAUUUAUGGCCGAACAAUACUCCAGAAAAGCACCUGUGAUCAAAGUUGUCAAAGGACAAAGGAAAAUUCUCAGUCCAGAAAUGACCAUCCAAUCCCUUUUCAAUUGGUUCUAUUGGGCAGCUAAUUUCGGGGCAUUUAUUGCGGAAUUAAUUACACCAACAGUUGAAAAAUAUCAUUCAUUCUGGCUUGCCUAUUUUCUUGCAUCGGCCAUCUUCCCAUGUUGCAUCAUCGUGUUAUUCGUUGGUCGUCGUCGAUUUACUCGACAGUCGCCCACGGGUUCAUUGGUUGUUCGUGCAUUUCGUGUGACAUGGAAUGCGCUGGCGAAUCGAUGGAAAUUAGGUAAACAAUCUGCGAAUGAACACCUGCUAGAUUAUGCAAAAGGUCGUCAUGUAUCGAACGAUACUAAAAGGACGACUGAACAAACAAAGAAUGAAUUUAUCGAUGAUCUCAAACAAACGUUUCAUGCAUGUCGAGUAUUCGUCUUUUUCCCACUUUUCUGGAUGUGUUUUAAUCAAGAAGUGACGAAUUUAACAUCACAAGCUGCACAAAUGAAUGUCGGACCUUUACCGAAUGAUCUUCUGCAAACUAUUAAUCCUCUGGUCGUUGUGGUAUUUGUGCCUAUUUUCGAUAAAAUCGUUUAUCCAAUGUUGCGAAAGUGUCAUAUUAAAUUCGGUCCUAUCGAACGUAUCACUUGGGGUUUUAUUGUAACUGCUCUAGGAAUGGCAUGGAUUGCCAUUGUACAACAUUUGAUUUAUUCAACAGCACCGAAUUUUGAUUAUACGGUUCAACCAUGUUCAACUUGCCAGAAAUUUAAUAAUAUAACUGUUGCGUGGCAAAUUCCUGCUCGAUUUCUUAUCGGCAUUGGCGAGAUAUUUGCAGUUAUCAGUGGCAUUGAAUAUGCUUAUGUGAAAGCGCCAACUUCGAUGAAAUCAAUCGUCAUGGCACUGUUCGUUUGUGCAAGAGCGGUUGGAAGUUUACUGAAUGUUGCACUCGUACCAGUGAAUACUGAUCCAAUCAUUAUUUGGAUGUAUGUCUCAUUGGCUAUCGGUACGUUUAUCAUUGGAAUCAUCUUUUACUUGUGUCUUCGAAAUGAUGACAAACAGAUGUUAUUGAAAGGCGCACCAAAACGUGCAGAAUCAACGCUAAGUGUUGCGACAUGA